Molecule: messenger RNA, 1011 nt
Organism: Acanthosepion pharaonis
Lineage: Eukaryota; Metazoa; Mollusca; Cephalopoda; Sepiida; Sepiidae
Source: the annotation of a GenBank genome assembly
AUGUUUGAAGUAAUAAAAAUCUCUCUCUCUCUUUUUAAACUUUCUUUCUUUUUCUCUCUCUUUUCUUUUUCUCUCUCCCUCUCUCUUUCCGUCUUUCUUUCUUUUAUGAACUUUCUUCAUACUAGUUACAUAAAUUCAAAAUGGUUUCCAUUUGUACCCAUUUCCUAUCUGUUUCUUUUAUUUAUCUCUCUCUCUCUCUCCCACUUCCUCGCUCUUCCCCCUCUCUGUUUUAACAUUAUUCUUCAUAAUAAUUAUAAUGAAGCUAAUUUCUUUAUCUCUUUCCCUUCUUUCUGUCUUGCUUAUCUUUCUACGUCUCAUCCCAGUUCUCUUUUGCCUGUGAACUUUCUUCAUAUUAAUUAUCCAAUAAUAUUCUAUCAAAAUAUUUUUCUUCUUACUCUCCUCGUAUCUUUCCUCGUUUCUCCACCACUUUCUCUCUUUCAUGUGCAUUUUCUUCUUAUCAAUUAUGGCAUAUCAAAAUUCUAUCUCCUCACACUUUCGGCUUUUGUCUGUCUAUCUCUCUGUCUGUUUCUCUCUCUUAGUUUAUCUGCCUUUCUCUCCCUGUCUUUCUGCUUCUCUUUUUCUCGUAUACCCCUCCACUUUCUCUUACGGUCUCAACUGGCCUUCUUACCUCUGUUCAGAGAUGCUUUCACUGCUCACCCUCAAAUCGUCUCCGUCCUAAUUUAUUACCCUUCGCUACAGCCGAGGAAUGUAGCUACAGGUUGCUUUCUUUCUAUCUAUAGUCUUACAAAAGACAGACGAGAGAUUCACGACCAGCGCAUCCAAUCGUCUCUCUUUCAACGUGUGUGUCUGUCUAUCUAUCUAUCUAUCUAUUCAUAUCAAUCUGUCACAAUUUAUACCCCGGCCUAUAAUCUGCUUCAUUUUUGGUUUAAUCUAUCUAUCUAUCUAUCUAUCUAUGUUCAUAGCUGUCUGAAGUUGCCUUUUUACAUCUAUCUAUCUAUCUAUCUAUCUAUCUAUCUAUCUAUCUAUCUAUCAGUGAAUGUCUUCUGUUAA